Molecule: messenger RNA, 741 nt
Organism: Aureobasidium melanogenum CBS 110374
Lineage: Eukaryota; Fungi; Ascomycota; Dothideomycetes; Dothideales; Saccotheciaceae
Exons: 4
Coding region: 1-741 (246 amino acids)
Source: RefSeq, a predicted model, not a curated record
AUGCCCGAAUCACAGAGAAACGAGCCCGCUAUCUCCGAAAGAAGAGGCAUCAGAUGGCUUCCUGACGACCCCAAGCUCCAAGAACCAACUUCCACAUUGGUCCUGACCGGCUCGCGAGGUCAGUUUGUCGACAUCCGCAUCUUCUGCAACCCCGGAGAAACACUACCUAACGAAGGCGGUCCAUCAAGUCUCCUAGAUUGGGGAAUCGCUGGUAAAUCAACAAGCACAGUCAUCGACGAUGGCUCUUCAAGGUCUGUCUGUCAUUCUACAUUCUCGCACUGGAUCGAUAGCCGCACCGACACUCCUGGACCUGAUCAGGGUGACAUGUAUCCUCAAUCCAACAAUACAACUCUCGAACUCGGUGCAAUGUACAACCCUCUUACGAACUCGGAACAAGCCUACGAAGAACUGUGGGUUGACUACUCUGCUUCUGCUGUAGAGGGCACUCGCUGGAGUAUCGUUAUCGAUCUGGACGAUCCCGAGCACAAUGCAAAAGGACGUGUCGUUCGCGUGGGUGAACAUUGUCAAGGUAUACUAAAGGUCGGCGAGCACGUGACUGUCGAGCGCUGGGGGUUUGAAGUGUCAGAAAAGGAAAGCAAAGGUGAUUGGACGCGUCUUGCUAGGUUGGGUGACUUGUUCUUGCCCGUCUCACUGGCAUUCACACCCGAGCAAGUGGUUGAGGGCAAUGUUCUAUCAUAUGGAGAUUACAAGUGGGUCGUCAAGGAGGUGUAUUCUUGGUAA